GGGGUAUUAAGACUUUACUCGCAUACGGGGUAUUAAAAAUACGUCAUUUGAGGUAGCCUAAUGGGUCAGUAUGGUCGAUGUUGAAGUAGAGCUUGCUGAAGUCGUUUUACGUGAGGCUCUUGCCGUUCUAAAGCGCGACGUCGGUCAACUGAAGUACAGAUGGUUCGUCAGAGUCGUCCAUUUUGCAGUUUCCGAGCUCAUACGAAGUGCCGGACAAUACAGCUACCGCUCAAUACACAAAGGGCAGUAUCACUUUGCGUUGACAUGUGCAUGCAGUGACCAAGCACUGCACAUCAUGUAUCUUUUGGGAUUCGACGAGAAACUAGGGAGGCCUGAUUCGUUGGUACUUGAUGACUACGAGCAGAAUGAGGCAGUUUUAAGAGCAUUUUAUAGACUUGGUUUGCAAGACAUGAUGCUUUGUGUGGAAGACCCAAUGAGACGUACAUCGAUUGCGUCUUUAGACGACGUGCCAUCCGUCUUGGCUCAUUUCGUUUACAAUAUGCGGUUGCGUGUUGAGUUAUUAACAAUCAACUUCUCUCAACACAUUACUCCUGAGCUUCGUCCUCACAUACAACAAGCACUCAUAUCAGUCGAAACGUGUGCCACCCGACUGCGGCUGUUUGACUCCACCGACAACUCUACGGCAUGGAAGAACCUGAAACAACGUAUAACGUGGUUUCUAUCGAAUUCGCUUUGUAACGAUCAAGAACGAUUGGGUUUGCAAAGUCAGCUAGAAGAACUCUGUAACAGAUUUGGCAAUGUGUUGAGCGAGUCACUAUCACACCGUCUGCGUACGUUGCUGGGAUUUGGCCAGAACAUGAAAGCCGUUUUGUGCAUCACGGAUGGAAUGAAUAUGGUCGACUUGCAGGCGGCUGAAAUUUACAUGAGAACGACUAGUGAUAUCCCACACGACGCUUUCAGUCCGGAGUUUAUGGAUGUCACCGAGCAGGUGCGUGCGUGCAUGCGGCAGGUGAUCGCUGAGCCAUACAAGGAUAGUCCUGAGGAGGUCGUCGAGUUGGUCCACAGGUUGUCUGCAUGGCAAGUUGAGCAUUUCCUCAGUCACUUUCGAUGCGAAGCAUUCAAUGUGAGUGACGUUUUUGGUUUGUUGAGAUUUCGUGGCAUGCAGUCGGUAGCUGUGGACUCAGUGGACAGUUUUCCCAGCACUGGUUAUCAACUUGCAGGUCACAUUGACGUGCGUGAUGAAUCCGAAUCGAGUGGUGGGGAGGAGAAGAUGGACAUCAGUGAGAAAGAGUUUGCCGCAGAGAAUACGGUUGUCUCUAAUGGUGGCAGGGACUCCUACCAAAACGAAGAAUCGCCCAUAAAUCAGUUGGAUGGCAUGCAGCCCUGCCGACUAGAACCUGGAACUGAACAUCCUAUGGACAACAUCACAGAUGCUCUGGUUGAUUCUGUCGGUAGUUCGAAGGAAAAGGAAUAUGAAACGCAUUCCAGUGGCAAUGCAUUGAGAGUGGAGAGAGAGCAGAAUGAUCGCGUGGCCAUCGUUCGGCCUAGAAUUCCAUGUGAAGGACUAGUAGCUGGUCUAUCAAUGGAAGAGUGGGAGAGCCAAGUUGCAUCUGCUGAUUCUAAUAAAGAGUCGAUCUACAAGGUCAGAGAACAACUUGUGGCUGCAAUUCGCGGUCAGAAGGAAACCGUCGUGAGUCUACAGAACGAGAUCACAACAAUGAAGAAAUCUAGUACUGUUGUACACACGAUGGAUGAUACGUGUGGGGACAAGCAGCGAAAACUCAUUGUGGCCGAUAUGUGGAUUCAGAAAAUGGAAGAUUGGAAUGCAGCUCUGGACGAGGCUGUUUGUAAGGUACAACCUAAGACGAUCAGCAAUGUCAUCAAUUGUGAGGUUUUGAAGAAUUUGCUUAGACGAGUGAUUGAGGGUCACUCGUCUGGAGGAAUCUGCAGUGUGUUGACAUUGGUGUCGUCGGUCACUCAGCUGAUUAACGAGGUCGAUGUUUAUGCUGUUUUGUCUGACAUGUACUCGUGAUCUAUAGCAACUUGUGUGGCUGCCACACGAACACGACGUACCUCCUGAUGGCCAAGGUAUACCAUACCAUACAAGAGCAUUGUUGUUGAGUGGAUGGUUGCUAUCUCUGCACAUUCACUGUUGUGAUCUUCUCGGCCAACGGCAAAGUUGUACAGCUUUUGGGUUCCACAUGGCUGGCUGCACAUUAGCUGGAAUUUCUCUACUGCUUGGAUGCUUGUGAUCAAUGUGUGUAGAUUAUGAGCUAGUGUGUGUGUCAACCAAGCGUUAAGAGUCUAGGGAGUGUGCACAUGUUCCAAGUAGACAGAGUAUGUUUAAUAAUGCAGCUAAGGAGACGUU
Molecule: messenger RNA, 2329 nt
Organism: Corticium candelabrum
Lineage: Eukaryota; Metazoa; Porifera; Homoscleromorpha; Homosclerophorida; Plakinidae
Exons: 5
Coding region: 71-1993 (640 amino acids)
Source: RefSeq, a predicted model, not a curated record